This is a messenger RNA of Aspergillus homomorphus CBS 101889, 1250 nucleotides long. RefSeq lists its product as uncharacterized. NCBI's taxonomy places the organism in Eukaryota, Fungi, Ascomycota, Eurotiomycetes, Eurotiales, Aspergillaceae. The coding region runs from base 147 to 1250 and encodes 367 amino acids. Gene Ontology annotation, molecular function: glycosyltransferase activity; hydrolase activity, hydrolyzing O-glycosyl compounds. The record is from RefSeq and is a predicted model, not a curated record. Gene Ontology annotation, cellular component: fungal-type cell wall. The transcript is spliced from 3 exons. Gene Ontology annotation, biological process: fungal-type cell wall organization; carbohydrate metabolic process.
GCAUGCUCAAUGCAUUGGUGCAUUCUUUUCUAUCUAGCUGGUUCAUGAACUAGAGGUCGUGUUUUCGCUCCUUCAGCUUCCAUCCCAUGCCUCUACAGCUGCCACUCGCUUGACCAACUUCGAACAUUCUUUAUAUUAGCCACACCAUGCGCAACAGCUUCAGCCUUUUUCUCCUCACGCUGGCAGCAGGACCAGCAUGGGCAGCCAUCGCCACCCCGCCGUCCUGCAGCGCCACCCAGCUCUGCCCGGAGGAAUACCCCUGCUGCAUCGGCGGCACCUGCGGCACAGGCACCUACUGCCUAGGCGGCUGCGAGCCGCUGCUCUCGUACUCGCUAAACGCCUGCACCCCGAAGCCCGUCGGCCACAAUCAGACCUACACCUGGCCAAACCUCAACCGCACGAUCGCCAACGGCAAGUACCUGGGCAACGCGUCCGCCGCAGAUUGGGAAACCAGCGGCACGCCCAAGCUCUCAGACGGGCACGUCAUCCUGACCAUGCCCAAGGACACAGGCGGCAGCCUGCUGUCCAGCACGCAGUACAUCUGGUACGGGAAGGUGGGCGCGGACAUCAAGAGCAGCCGGGGGGCAGGGGUAGUGACGGCGUUCAUCCUGAUGUCGGACGUGAAGGACGAGAUCGAUUUCGAGUGGGUGGGCUCUGAGCUGGGGGAAGUGCAGACGAAUUUCUAUUUCCAGGGCGUGACCAACUACACCAACGGCGGCAAAACCCCCAUCCCAGACGGAAACAGCUACACAACCUGGCACCGCUACGAAAUCGACUGGACGCCGUCCGCCAUUCACUGGUCCGUCGACGGCACGGUUGUUCGCACCCUGCUUAAAGCCUCAACCUGGAACGCCACCGCGAAGCGCUACGAGUACCCGCAGACGCCCUCCAGGCUACAAAUCUCCCUGUGGCCGGGUGGUCGCGCCGGCGCCGCCCAGGGGACCAUCGACUGGGCCGGCGGGAAUGUCGAUUGGGACUCUACCGAUAUUCGCGAGCAGGGGUACUACGCCGCUGAGUUUGCCAAUAUCACUGUGCAGAGCUAUGCGCCGCCGGAGGGUUCCGGGUCUGGAAACCGGUCGUAUGUGUAUGUUGAUCGGGAGGGGUUGGAGGGCUCGGUAAAGAUUACAGAUAAGGGGAUUGUCUUGGCGGAUUUGGGGAGGACGGGGUUGAAUACCGGGGUUGAUGAGGGUUCUGAGUCGGGGGCGCAAGGGGGUGAAGGGGGUGGUAAGAUGGUGAACAAGGUGUAUUAA